Corylus avellana is the source of this 205-nucleotide messenger RNA. The record is from RefSeq and is a predicted model, not a curated record. Lineage: Eukaryota; Viridiplantae; Streptophyta; Magnoliopsida; Fagales; Betulaceae.
GUGUAUACUUGAUGGUGAAAUGUUGGUCUGGGAUACAUCUUUGAACCGCUUUGCUGAGUUUGGUUCAAAUCAGGAAAUAGCCAAGGCAGCAAAGGAUGGACUAGACAGUGAUCGACAGUUGUGUUGUAUCCUUUCUGUGCCGGACUUCAAGGUCCAGGUCCAGCCUUUAAUUUAGGCACCUUGAUUUGAUUUUGAUGGCAGAAAA